Molecule: messenger RNA, 573 nt
Organism: Choloepus didactylus (southern two-toed sloth)
Lineage: Eukaryota; Metazoa; Chordata; Mammalia; Pilosa; Megalonychidae
Gene: IFNL1
Product: interferon lambda 1
Exons: 5
Coding region: 1-573 (190 amino acids)
Biological process (GO): innate immune response; defense response to virus; cell surface receptor signaling pathway via JAK-STAT
Molecular function (GO): cytokine activity
Source: RefSeq, a predicted model, not a curated record
AUGGCUGCUACUUGGGUCCUGGUGCUGGUGACCGUGAUGCUGGGCUUAGCCAGAGCAGGCCCUGUCCCCGUCUCCAAACACGCAACCAGUAGGGGCUGCCAGAUUGGCAGGUUCAAAUCUCUGUCGCCGCGGGAGCUGGAAGCCUUCAAGAAGGCCAGGGAUGCCUUGGAAGAGUCACUCUUGCUGAAAAACUGGAGCUGCAGUUCUGACCUCUUCCCUGUGUCCUGGGACCCGAGGCAGCUGCAGAUGUGGGAGCGCCCUGUGGCCUUGGAGGCCGAGCUGGCCCUGACGCUGAAGGUCCUGGGGGCCAUGGCUGACUCGGCCCUGGGGGAUGUCCUGGACCAGCCCCUUUGCACCCUGCGUCACAUCCACCGUGAGCUCCAGGCCUGUAUGCCGGCCCAGCCCCUGGCAGGCCCCAGACCCCGGGGCCGCCUCCUCCGCUGGGUGCACCGGCUCCAGGAGGCCCCGAAGAAGGAGUCCCAGAGCUGCCUGGAGGCCUCGGUCACAUUCAACCUCUUCCGCCUCCUCAUUCGGGACUUGAAAUGUGUUGCCAGCGGGGACCUGUGUGUCUGA